AUGAAGGAAAUUGUCCAAAAGGCUGGCGAUAGGAGUCAGAAGGUCGUGGAAUGGAAAGCUCCUGAAGAAUUAAGAGAAUUGAUGGACCUUGACCCAACCGCAGUGGGAGAGACUCAUGAAAAGCUGUUGAUGCGUCUUCAAGACAUCAUCAAGUACAGCGUCAAAACUGGUCAUCCUCGAUUUGUCAAUCAACUUUUUUCUAGUCUUGAUCCCUAUGGUUUAGCAGGACAGAUCGUCACCGAUGCUUUGAAUACUAGUCAAUAUACAUACGAGACGGCACCAGUUUUUACUCUGAUGGAGGAAACUGUAUUGAAAACGAUGAGAACAUGUAUUGGUUAUACAGAGGGUAAUGGUAUCUUCUGUCCAGGUGGUUCCCUCUCCAAUAUCAUGGCUGUCAACUGUGCUAGGCACUUCAUGUUCCCUCAAACCAAGAAAACUGGCAUGUUUGGUCUACCUCCACUAGUGAUAUAUACUUCUGAACUGGCUCAUUACUCCAUAAAGAAGGCAGGUUAUCUAUUAGGAUUCGGAGAUGACAAUGUCAAAUUGGUCAAAACUGAUGAACUCGGUAAAAUUAUUCCAGAAGAUCUCGAAAGACAGAUCCAAGAAACAAUCGAUGAGGGUUGUACUCCAUUUAUGAUAGUCGCCACUGCUGGAACAACUGUAUUUGGAGCCUUCGAUCCCAUUGACAAAAUGGCAGAUGUCGCUCAGAAAUACGGACUUUGGUAUCACGUUGAUGGUGCCUGGGGUGGAGGAGUGUUGAUGUCUAAGAAACACAGAGACAUGAUGAAAGGUGUUGAUAGAGCCGACUCUGUGACAUGGAAUCCACACAAAUUACUUGGUGUUCCUCAACAAUGUUCAUGCUUCCUAACUAAACACGUUAACAUCCUUCAACAAUGUCACAGAGCUGAUGCCAAGUAUCUAUUCCAAAAAGACAAGUUCUACGAUACUAGUUAUGAUACCGGUGACAAGACCUUCCAGUGCGGACGUAAAGUUGAUGUUCUCAAAUUUUGGUUAAUGUGGAAAGCUAAGGGAUCAGAAGGUUUUGAACAACAUAUCGAUAAACUGUUUGACAACACCAGAUAUAUUGUUGAAAAGUUGAAACAACGUGAAGGUUUUAGAAUGGUGGUGAAUGAACCAGAUUGUACCAACGUGUGUUUCUGGUAUGUGCCACCAUCUCUGCGAAACAUGCCAGAGGAUGAGGAAUUUUGGAAUCGACUUCACACUGUUGCACCCAAAGUUAAAGAAGGCAUGAUUCGUGAUGGCACUAUGAUGAUCACUUAUCAACCUCAAAAGGAUCUCGUAAACUUUUUCCGUCUUGUUCUGCAGAACUCUGCCACAACUUAUGAAGACAUGGACUUCUUUAUUGAUGAGAUCGAAAGAUUGGGCAAAUUUCUGUAG
Molecule: messenger RNA, 1398 nt
Organism: Lottia gigantea (owl limpet)
Lineage: Eukaryota; Metazoa; Mollusca; Gastropoda; Lottiidae
Exons: 3
Coding region: 1-1398 (465 amino acids)
Biological process (GO): carboxylic acid metabolic process
Cellular component (GO): cytoplasm
Molecular function (GO): pyridoxal phosphate binding; carboxy-lyase activity
Source: RefSeq, a predicted model, not a curated record